Molecule: messenger RNA, 1228 nt
Organism: Annulohypoxylon maeteangense
Lineage: Eukaryota; Fungi; Ascomycota; Sordariomycetes; Xylariales; Hypoxylaceae
Exons: 2
Coding region: 694-1071 (125 amino acids)
Source: RefSeq, a predicted model, not a curated record
UAUACAAAUCUCCAGGGGCUAGGGCUACCCAAUAAUUGCAUUGUACUCCCUGUACGAAAGUACGUUUCCCAGGAACCUAUCCAAACCCGCCUAUGUCCUGGAUCUGGAGACAGCUUCGUCUACAUAGUACUCCACGCAAUGCGGCAACCCUUCAUCCUAACCUAGGGCAAACCACUUCUCAGAUGUUCUUAGCCCCGCCAAAGGUGACCCUCCAACAGACACUGGUCCUGCCAAGUGGGCGGCAUACCUUGACCGUCUUUGACUCGUUGUCAUCUCCAAAAAGGACUCCCAGUUCCCGAUGCUUCCCUUUGGAGGGUCACAAGACGACUUGGUCAAUGGGAAUGACGUCUUUACCAACUUCAUCCGCUUCACCCAGCGCGCUUACGGUCACCUCGACAAGUCAUCAACCGCCCCAAUCUUUUCGACGCGCAAGGCACGGCUUCUUCGACUUUCUAGAUACUUUCUAGAUUAUCUUAUGUGCUUUGGUGACGACACACUACCCUCAUCGAACACCCUCAACUUCAGCCGAGUUCUGGUCAACUCUACUGCAGAUCCCCUCGAUUUCCAUCAGCCCAGUUUCUGAGCCCACCUGCGGAAUCUGCUUGGACUUGGCCAAUCGCACCGCUGUUACAAAUACCACCGCAACUAUCCUGGCUCAACGUGAAUUUACGGAUAUCUCAACUUAUUCUUUGCAUGAGCAGUUGCCGAAUAAGGUGCGCGCUCGCUUUGAAGGGGACAUUCAACCGUCUCUGGACCCUUGCUUUCGCUCAAGCUCCUAGUUGCAGCUUCUCAACCACGCGGCCGAAACACAACGGGCAGCCCGUAUACCAGCCCGACGACCUUUGUACUAUUCUCUGUAAAUUUCAGGAUUUUGGGCUGCUGGGUGACUCUCAUGAUCUACCUAUUUACGCGAUAUAUUACCUUGAUAUAAGUUUGAGGUGCAAAUGGCCUGUCUCUUAUAGGGUUGUUAAAAAUUUCGGCUCAUCUACGCCUGGCCUUGUGAGUUUAGAUCUUGUAAAGGAAGAGCCCCAUGCAAUUCCGCACCAGUCCAUUUUCAUUAGCUCCUUUUAAUUAGGGGCAUUUCGGGUCCUAGACGCGACCAACGUCGCCUCCUUCGGAACAAUGUCCCUACGAGAAAAACACUAGGAACUAGUUAUGAAAAGGAAACAUUAUGUUUACAUCCACUAAGUAUUAGACUUCAAAUUCUAUAAGUAUAGCUACAAGUCCU